Symbiodinium necroappetens is the source of this 327-nucleotide messenger RNA. The record is from the annotation of a GenBank genome assembly. NCBI's taxonomy places the organism in Eukaryota, Dinophyceae, Suessiales, Symbiodiniaceae.
AUGUCUUUCGCCAGGAUCUACCCACUUUAUGUGCAGAAGGUCGAGAAGAAGGGGCGUAAGAAGAGCGACGUGGACCAAGCGAUAUGCUGGCUGACGGGCUACACCCCGCAGAAGCUGAAGGACCAGAUCAAGCUCGAGAAGGAUGUCGAGACUUUCUUUAAGCAGGCACCACGGCCCAACCCGAAGGCCAGCAAGAUCACAGGGACUGUCUGUGGCGUCGUGAUUGAAGAAAUCAAGGACCCAGUGAUGCGCAAAGUUCGCGUUCUGGACAAGCUCGUGGACGAGAUUGUUAAAGGCAAGCCCAUGGACGAAGUCCUGCGAAAGUAG